AUGGUGCUCAUAUUUCUGGUCUUCAACUGCAGGAAUCUGGACAUUAAGAAUGCAUCGAACCCUUCUCAUCUACUAGCAUCCUCACACCAGAUCUCUAGACUUCACUACCUCGUUCCCGCAAACAUCGCAAAUCGUCACGUCUGCGCAGUGGUGACCUCGGCACUCGCCAACCGAUACUCAAUACCGACGAUCCUGGGCUACAGAGGAGAGUCUUUUUUAGAUGCACAAAAGGCACAUAUUGCGAAAUUGCGCGCUAUCAAAGAUUACCUGCACCAUGCGGGAGGAGCCUCUGACGAUCUUGUCAUCAUUGUUGACGGAUUCGAUGUGAUGGCUCAACUACCCGCAGAGGCGAUGAUACAACGAUACUUUACCCUCAUGGCCGAGGCAGACCAGCGGCUUGCUGAUCAACGCGGCAUCACCGUCAAGGAGCUUCAUCGAACUGGGGUGAGGCAGACUCUUUUAUGGGGAACGGAUAAGGGAUGCUGGCCCGAGAGCGAUACAGAUUCAAGGUGUUGGCUUGUUCCAUUCUCAGCACAACCUCGACUCACAUGGGGACUGAAAACGGACACUGGAGAUCUUCAGUACAGCGACUCGCGCUUUCUGAACUCAGGUACAGUGAUAGGCCCCCUCGGUGACCUUCGAUAUUUUAUCGACGCGGCGUUAUCACUGAUCGAAGACGACUGGGAUCAAAACUUCCUCUUUCGAGACUCUGAUCAAUUUUAUAUCGCGGCUUUAUAUGCGCGUCAGGAGUACCAGAGAAUGCGAGAUUUGAAUGGCGGCGAGUUUCCUGAAGAUGUUGCUGGAAGGGAUACACCUAAGCCAAAGGGCGGCAGGGACGAUGUGACGGAAUAUCACGUUGCAGUGGAUUUCGACUAUGCAUUUACGCAGACAGAAUGCCAUAACUACAGGUUCAUCCAUAAACUUCAAUACGACAAUUAUGACAUGACGGCUACGAUGAAGCACGAUGCGCUGGACGAAGGAUCAAGAUUCCGUCCAUACAAGAUUCAAAUGCCUGCAUCGAUCUAUCAGUCAUUUCACAGAGUGUAUGACUCGCUACCAGCGGAAGACCGACCGGCAAUGUCAGGGCGCAACUGGAUUCGCAGUCUUCGACUUGGCACAAACAUCGGUACACGAGUCAUCUUUGCCUUCUAUCACAACACAUGCGACAAAGCCGGCUUCGUCAACACAUUUCACGACGCGUGGUUCUAUCCUCUAAUCAGACCUCUUCUUCGAGCCGCCGUCAGAGCGACUCAGCACCAACACCCAAUCAGUGCAGAACCUAUCGAUGGAAGAGUUUGGGUGGCUGCAAGACAAUAUCCGAAACGUGAUCUUGAUGAGUACGGAGGAGUCUUUACGGAUGCGCCAGGGGAGGAGUUUAUACCACUGCAGACACUUUGCAGUGAGGAUAUUGAAUCUGCUAUUGGGAAAGAUACUGAUUAUCCGUUGAGCAGACUCUGA
Messenger RNA from Fusarium redolens, 1458 nucleotides. RefSeq lists its product as uncharacterized. Bases 1 to 1458 code for a protein of 485 amino acids. The transcript is spliced from 3 exons. The record is from RefSeq and is a predicted model, not a curated record. NCBI's taxonomy places the organism in Eukaryota, Fungi, Ascomycota, Sordariomycetes, Hypocreales, Nectriaceae.